UCAUUUUGGUCACCCUCAAAUUCGCAUGAAAGCUCUCACUCCCCACCAUCCGCUCUCUGUGAUUUCCAAUUCCAAUUCCAACCUCUCUCUGAUUACUCAUUCUUUGAUCUACAGAAGGCUAUUGAUUCAUCUGAUACCUCGCCGGAUAACACCGAUAAUGGCUGCAACUUGUUCCACAGACGAUUAUUUGAUGACAACUUUAUUUUGGUAAGAACGAUUUCGACAUGUUAGAUCAACUUCGACGUUAUAUUGGAAAUCUGGCUUUGAAGGAGAAUUGAAAGCUUGUUGUAUCAGGAAUUCAGGCGUAAUUUCACUUUCGAUGUUUGUUCGGAAUUCGAUAGUACGAUGAUCAGAUCGUUCACUGUUUAUCGGCUUUAGGUAAUUAGCUUGGUUUACGUGUUUCAUUAAUCGGUGGUGUACUGGUGUUAUCAGAGGAGUUUUGGUGUUGAUUAUUGUGAGAUUGUUCGUGGCUAGACCUGUGAAUAGAGUCUGUGAAAAAUCAUCUAAAGUGGCGAAAAUGGAUUUGAGUACGGCGGAGGAAGAAUCUAAUUCAGAUCAAAUCGUGCAUACACCGCCGGAAAUCGAUUGGGAAAUGCUCGAUAAAUCAAAGUUUUUCUUCCUCGGCGCCGGACUUUUUUCAUGUGUCUCCGCCACACUUUACCCCGUCGUCGUAUUGAAAACCCGGCAGCAAGUUUCUUCCUCCCAUUUAUCAAGUCUUAAGACGGCGUUCUCGAUUCUCCGGUAUGAAGGUUUCCGAGGACUCUACAGAGGCUUCGGGACUUCACUGAUCGGAACAAUUCCAGCUCGAGCUACAUACAUGACAGCACUAGAACUCACCAAGAGUAACGUCGGAACGAGUAUUAUCAAACUAGGGUUUCCUGAGCCUACCGCCGCCGCCAUUGCCAACGCGAUGGCCGGACUCAGCGCAGCAUUAGCGGCACAACUCGUUUGGACACCGGUUGAUGUGGUGAGUCAAAGACUCAUGGUCCAGGGAAACGACUACAGCAAUCAGAAAAUCUCCACUUCUGAUCAGAAAUCAAACAAAUACAUGAACGGGAUCGAUGCUUUUCGAAAGAUUCUCAACACCAAUGGGCCAAGAGGUUUGUACAGAGGUUUUGGCAUAUCGAUAAUGACAUACGCACCUUCAAAUGCAGUUUGGUGGGCCUCAUACUCUGUAGCUCAAAGACUUGUGUGGGGUGGAAUUGGAUCAUAUAUGUGUAACGAAAACGAAAACGGUGGUGUGGUUGCAUUUACACCUGAUUCAAGAACUGUAAUGGCAGUUCAAGGUGUGAGUGCAGCCAUGGCAGGUGGUGUUUCAGCUUUAGUUACAAUGCCUUUGGAUACAAUCAAGACAAGAUUGCAGGUUCUUGAUAGCAGUGACGACAACAAUGGGAGGAAAGUCCCAACUAUUGGUCAAACCGUGAGGAAUUUAGUAAGAGAAGGUGGGUGGAUGGCUUUUUAUAGAGGAUUAGGUCCACGAUGGGCUUCCAUGUCUAUGUCUGCAACCACCAUGAUUACAACUUACGAGCUUCUCAAACGUCUCUCCACUAAGAAUCAAGAAAACUUGAUACGAUGAAAUAAGAAAUACAAAAUUACAAGGAGAAAGGAUUUAAUAGAAGUAAAGUGACGCGCAAGGAUAGCGAUAGAAAGAACCCUAACCUGGAUCACACUGGUGGUAAAAUUCUUCAACAUCUGCAAAAUUAAGUAGAGAAGUUUAGAUUAUUUAAACGAAAAAUCGGUGAACGAAAUAGAUAACCGAUAGAAGAAAAAGACAAAGCAUAAUCUCACCGGUGGUAAGAGCUUUGAUCAUUCCGGCACGACGACCUUUGAAAUCCCUAAAAACCUCCUCCACUGUGCGAGGAUUAUACGGCGUUGCUCCUCCUCCCUCCAUCUUCUUCUAUGAAGAUUGCAAGAAAUUUAAAAUGUAGAAAUCGAGAAAAGAACUCUUCGGUGAAACCAGUAGCGAAUUACAGAGAGAAUACGAGUGUCGAGUAGCAGAAGAACAGUGUCUUUAUGCAGAGAGGUCCAGCACUUCCCCCCCUUUGUGUAGU
This is a messenger RNA of Lactuca sativa (garden lettuce), 2051 nucleotides long. RefSeq lists its product as uncharacterized. Gene Ontology annotation, biological process: transmembrane transport. The record is from RefSeq and is a predicted model, not a curated record. NCBI's taxonomy places the organism in Eukaryota, Viridiplantae, Streptophyta, Magnoliopsida, Asterales, Asteraceae.